CCGCCCCCUCGGCGCGGCCGCCCCGAGACGCCGGCCCCGCCGAGUGAUGAGAACAGACGUCAAACUGCCUUAUGAAUAUUGAUGCGGAGGGUAGGCUGCUUUCGUAGAGAAGCAGAAGGAAGCAAGAUGGCUGCCCUUUAGGAUUUGUUAGAAAGGAGACACGACUGCGACUGCUGCAUUGCUGCAAGGCUGCGGGACGAGAACGAGGCUGGCCAACAUUCAGUAGCAGACCCUCUUAAGAUUGUUUACUUGCCCUUGUUCCUGUUGAGUUACCACGCUUGGAAGCAGGAGAUGGGCUCAGCAGCAUCUAACAGGCCAUGAUCCAGGAGGAGCAGUGAGGGACAGAGCUGCUGAAUUCACUUGGAGGGCAGCCUUGUGGAUGGCCCCGAAGCAAGCCUGAUGGAACAGGACAGAACCAACCAUGUGGAGGGCAACAGACUAAGUCCAUUCCUGACACCAUCUCCUUCUCCCAUUUGCCAGCCAGAACCUCUGGCUAUAAAGCUCCAGAAUGGAAGCCCUUUAACAGAGAGACCAUAUCCAGAAGUAAAUGGAGACACCAAGUGGCAGUCUUUCAAAAGUUACUAUGGAAUACCCCAUAUGAAGGGACGCCAGAAUAGCCGUGUGAGUCCGGACUUUAUACAAGAAGGCAGAGGGUAUUCCAAGUGUUUGCAAAACGGAGGAAUAAAGCGCACAGUUAGUGAACCUUCUCUCUCUGGGCUCCAUCAGAACAAGAAAUUGAAACAAGACCAAAAGGCCAAUGGAGAACGAAAGAACUUCGGGGAAAGCCAAGAAAGAAAUCAAGACAAAGGCAGCAGUCAACCAGAUGUCUCCGAUGUGAAUAAGAGAGAAUCUGUGAGCUCUGUGGCCCCAGAAAAUGCAGUUAAAGAUUUCACAAGUUUUUCAACACAUAACUCUAGUGGGUCUGAAAAUCCAGAGCAUCAGAUUCUGAAUGAGCAGGAGGGGAAAAAUGCUAACUACCAUGACAAGAAUAUUGUAUUACUUCUUGAAAACAAGUCAGUGCUAAUGCCUAAUGGUGCUACAGUUUCUGCCUCUUCCAUGGAAAAUGCACAUGGUGAACUCCUGGAACAGACACUGUUUCAAUAUUAUCCAGGUUGUGUUUCCAUUGCGGUGCAGAAAACCACAUCUCACAUACAUGCCAUUAACAGUCAGGCUACUAAUGAGUUGUCCUGUGAGAUCACUCACCCAUUGCAUACCUCAGGGCAGAUCAAUUUGCCACAGACCUCGAACUCUGAGCUGCCUCCAGAGCCAGCUGCAGUGGUGACUGAGGCCUGUGAUGCUGAUAAUGUCAGCAAACCAGCUGCAAUGCUAGGUACCUGUUCCUUUCAGAAACCAGAACAACAAAAAUCAGUUUUUGAGAUAAGCCCAUCUCCUGCAGAAAACAGUAAUAUCCAAGGAACCACAAAGCUAGUAUCUGGUGAAGAAUUCUGUUCAGGUUCCAUCAGCAAUUUGCAGGCUCCUGGUGGCAGCUCUGAACGGUAUUUCAAGCAAAAUGAAAUGAAUGGUGCUUACUACAAGCAAACCUCAGUGUUCACUAAGGAUUCCUUUCCUGCCGCUGUAACACCACCACCAUCACAAUUGCUUCUUUCUCCACCACCUCCUCUCCCAGAGGUUCCUCAGCUUCCUUCAGAAGGAAAAAGCACUCUGAAUGAUGGUGUUUUGGAAGAACACCAUCACUACCCCAACCAAAGUAAUACAGCUCUUUUAAAGGAAGUGAAAAUAGAGGGUCAACCCAAGGCACCACCACCACAGAGUCCUAAUCCAUCUACACAUGUGUCCAACCCCUCUCUGACACUUCCAGAAAGGGUUCAGAAUAGUUGUGUUAACAAGGAUGACAUACGGACUCCAGGGACAACAACUGUUCCACUGUGUUCUGAGAAAACAAGGCACAUAUCAGAACAUCUCAAGCCUAACCCACUGUUUCUUGGUCACAGUGGAGUUCUACAGGACCACUGCCAGCAGUUGAUGGGACACAAAGAGCAAGAGAGUCUAAAGGGCCAAGACAAGGAACAAACACAAGACCUUGUGCUCCCAACACAGCCCUACCUGAAACCAGGAUGGAUUGAAUUGAAGGCCCCUCACUUCCAUCAAGCAGAAUCCCAUCUAAAAUAUAAUGAAGCAUCACUGCGGUCAAUUCUUCAGUAUCGGUCCAACUCCUCCAAUCAAAUGACCUCCAAACAAUACACUGGAAGUUCCAACGUGCCUGGGGGGCUCCCAGGGCAAGCUUACAUCCAGAAAAUGAUGCAGCCAGAGCAGAGGCCACAAAGGUACCAUGUUGAGAUGAGUCAAGGGCAGUCUCAAGGUAUGGUGGACCAGCAUCUCCAGUUCCAAAAACCCUCACUCCAGGUGCACUUCUCCAAGACAGACCCUUCACCUGAAACUCACAUGCAGUCACUGUGCACCCCUAGAUUUCAUUUUCAACAAAGACCAGAUUCCCAAACUGAGAAACUCCUGCCCUCGUCAUUAAAGCAGCACUUGAAUCAACAGGCUUCAGAAACUGAGCCAUUCUCAAAUCCACACCUUUUGCAACAUAAACCUCAUAAGCAGGCAGCACAAACACAAGCAUCCCAAAAUUCACGUCUCCCUCAAAUCCAACAGCAGCAGCAGCAGCAAAAAUUACACAUGAAGAAUAAAGAACAAAUGCCCCAUACUUUUUCCCAUCCCCAAGGCAACAGUGAUCGGCAAAGAGAAGGAUCAAUCUUUAGCCAGAUUAAAGUGGAAGAACACUUUCAUGGUGAAAAUCAGUAUCCAGAAUCAAGUGAGUUUCAGACUCAUGAUAUUCAAAUGGGGUUGGAGCACAUACAGAACAUGAAUGGUAGAAACUCCCCCUAUGGUCAGAUCUUGAAAUCAAAUGCAAGCAAAGUACAGAUUUCUUGUUCAAACAGUACUUACUUAGGUUCACAGAAUACAGAACAGACUAGAAAUUCUGAACUUUUUGCAGGAAACAAGACCCCAAACUUGCAUCACAUGCAAUUUUUUCCAAAUAAUGUGACCCUGAAGCAAGAUGCUCUUCACAGGUGCUUUCAAGAACAGGAACAGAAGCCUCAACAAGCUUCAGUUCUACAGGGAUACAGAAAUAAAAACCAAGACAUGUCUGGUCAACAAGCUGCACAGCUUGCUCAGCAAAGGUACCUGAGGCACAACCAAGCGAAUGCUUUCCCGGUGCCUGACCAAGGAGGAAGUCACAUUCAGACCCCUCCCCAAAAGGACAUUCAAAAGCACGCUGCUCUAAGGUGGCAUCUCUUACAGAGGCAAGAACAGCAGCAAGCCCAACAAUCCCAAACUGAGUCUUGUCAUAAUCAGGCACACAGGCCAAUUAAAGUUGAACCGGGAUCCAGGCCCCAUGCCUGUAUGCACCCCCAGUCAACACAGCCAGAAAACAAAACAUGGAAAAAGAUAAGUAAGCCAGAGAUUCUACCUCCGAGCUGCGAUAAUGUGCAGCAAAGGAGCAUUCUUGAGACCAUGGAACAACAUCUGAAGCAGUUUCAGGUCAAAUCAUUAUUUGACCAUAAGGCUCUUACUCUCAAAUCACAGAAGCAAAUAAAAGUUGAAAUGUCAGGGCCAGUCACGGUUUUAACUAGACAGACCACUGCUGCAGACCUCGAUAGCCACACCCCAGCUGCAGAGCAGCGGGCAACUCCUUCUUCAGAAAAGACACCAACCAAAAGAACAGCUGGUUCUGUUCUCAAUAAUUUUUUAGAGUCACCUUCCAAAUUACUAGAUACUCCUAUAAAAAAUUUAUUGGAUACACCUGUCAAGACUCAAUAUGAUUUCCCAUCAUGCAGAUGUGUAGAGCAAAUUAUUGAAAAAGAUGAAGGUCCUUUUUAUACCCAUCUAGGAGCAGGUCCUAAUGUGGCAGCUAUUAGAGAAAUCAUGGAAGAAAGGUUUGGACAGAAGGGUAAAGCUAUUAGGAUUGAAAGAGUCAUCUAUACUGGUAAAGAAGGCAAAAGUUCUCAGGGAUGUCCUAUUGCCAAAUGGGUGGUGCGCAGAAGCUGCAGUGAGGAGAAGCUACUGUGCUUGGUGCGGGAGCGAGCCGGACACACCUGUGAGACCGCAGUGAUUGUGAUUCUCAUCCUGGUGUGGGAAGGAAUACCCCUGUCUCUGGCUGACAAACUCUACUCGGAACUCACCGAGACACUGAGGAAAUACGGUGCGCUCACCAACCGUCGGUGUGCCCUCAACGAAGAGAGAACCUGUGCCUGUCAAGGGCUGGACCCAGAGACCUGUGGUGCCUCCUUUUCUUUUGGUUGUUCAUGGAGCAUGUACUACAAUGGAUGUAAGUUUGCCAGAAGCAAGAUACCAAGAAAAUUUAAGCUGCUUGGGGAUGACCCAAAAGAGGAAGAAAAACUGGAGUCUCAUUUACAAAACCUUUCCACUCUCAUGGCACCGACAUACAAGAAACUUGCACCUGAUGCAUAUAAUAAUCAGAUUGAAUAUGAACACAGAGCACCAGAGUGCCGCCUGGGUCUGAAGGAAGGCCGCCCAUUCUCAGGGGUCACUGCGUGUUUGGACUUCUGUGCUCAUGCCCACAGAGACCUGCACAACAUGCAGAACGGCAGCACGUUGGUGUGCACCCUCACUAGAGAAGACAAUCGAGAAAUUGGAGGAAACCCUGAGGAUGAGCAGCUGCACGUUCUGCCGCUCUACAAAGUGUCUGAUGUGGAUGAGUUCGGGAGUGUGGAAGCUCAGGAGGAGAAGAAACGAAAUGGUGCUAUUCAGGUACUGAGUUCCUUUCGGCGCAAAGUCAGGAUGUUAGCAGAGCCGGUGAAGACGUGCCGACAAAGGAAACUAGAAGCCAAGAAAGCUGCGGCUGAAAAGCUUCUGUCUCUGGAGAACAGCGCAAAUAAGAAUGAAAAGGACAAGUCUGUCCCACCCCGUAUAAAACAGACCGAAAGUGCAACCCAGGCUAAACAGUUGGCAGGACCAGUCAUGCAGCAGCCCCAGCAGCCCCAGCAGCCCCAGCAGCACCAGCAACACCAGCCUCAACCCCAACAACUACAGAAGCAAUCUCCACAGCUACAGAAGCAGCCGCCACAGCCACAGCCACAGCCGCAGCCGCAGCCACCGCCACAGUUGCAGCCACAGCCUCAGCCGCAGCCUCAGCUGCAGCUGCAGCAAGCCCAGCAGCCACCACCGCCCCAGCCACCACCGCCGCCACCACCGCCGCCGCCGCCACCACCGCCACAUCACCCCUUGACUAUUAACCCUCAGUCAGAGGCUGUCAACUCUUACUCUUCUUCUGGAUCCACCAAUGUAUAUAUGAGACGGCCCAAUCCAGUUAAUCCUUAUCCAAGCUCUUCACACACUUCUGAUACGUAUGGAAGCACCAACUGUAUGAACUUCUAUUCCACCUCAUCCCAAACUGCAGGAUCAUAUUUGAAUCCGUCUAAUCCCAUGAACCCCUACCCCGGGCUCUUAAAUCAGAAUAACCAAUAUCCGUCAUACCAGUGCAAUGGAAAUGUAUCAGUGGACAACUGCUCCCGGUAUCUGGGCUCUUACUCUCCCCAGGCUCAGCCCAUGGAUCUCUAUAGGUACCCAAACCAGGACCCUCUCUCUAAACUUAAUCUACCAUCCAUACAUACACUUUACCAGCCAAGGUUUGGAAAUAGCCAGAGUUUUACUUCUAAGUACUUAGGUUAUGGAAACCAAAAUAUGCAGGGAGAUACCUUCAGCAGUUGUACAAUUAGGCCAAAUAUACACCACGUGGGGACAUUUCCUCCUUAUUCCACGCGGGAGAUGGAUGGUCACUUCAUGGAAGCUGCCACUAGAUUACCACCCCAUAUGAGCAAUCCAAACAUAGACUAUAAAAAUGGUGAACAUCACCCAUCUUCUCGCAUCAUGCAUAACUACGGUGCAUCUCCGGGCAUGUUUGGCAGCUCUCUCCAUGCCCUGCAUCUCCAAAACAAGGAGAACGAUGUGCUUGCCCACACAGCCAAUGGGUUAUCUAGGAUGCUUCCCGGUCUUAACCAUAACAGAACCGCUUCUGUCCAAGAAGGCUUGUACAAAUUCCACGAGGCGGGCAGUCAGGAAAAGCAGCCUUCUGCCGCAGAGGAAAACGAGGAGGUCUGGUCAGACAGCGAGCAGAGCUUUCUGGACCCGGACAUCGGGGGCGUGGCUGUGGCUCCAACUCACGGGUCCAUUCUCAUUGAGUGUGCAAAGCGUGAGCUUCAUGCCACGACCCCUUUAAAGAACCCCAACAGGAAUCACCCCACCAGGAUAUCUCUGGUCUUCUACCAGCACAAGAGCAUGAAUGAGCCGAAACAUGGCUUGGCGCUCUGGGAAGCCAAAAUGGCCGAGAAAGCCCGUGAGAAAGAAGAAGAGUGUGAAAAGUACGGCCCGGACUAUGUGCCUCAGAAAACUCAUGGCAAGAAAGUGAAACGAGAGCCCCAUGAGCCGCACGAACCUUCCGAGCCCACUUACCUGCGCUUCAUCAAGUCCCUUGCCGAAAGGACCAUGUCCGUGACCACAGACUCCACAGUGACUACAUCUCCAUACGCCUUCACUCGGGUCACAGGGCCUUACAACAGAUACAUAUGAUGCCGCCCGUGCGCGGUUACCUCAUUUGACAAGACCACAACCAGCCUGUCCAUAGUGUAGUCCUCAUGACAUGGGCAGUGGGGAAAGGAUACAGUAUUGAUGACAAAUGUGGUGGGAAGAACCUCGGCUCACCAGCAGACAGAGAGGUCAUCUCACCAUAGCACUUAAUUUCCACUGACUCCUGAGUGGUCACAGAUGGCAUCUGGGCGAAAGACCAAAGCAUUCUAUGCAAAAAGAAGGUGGGGAAGAAAGUGGUCCACAAUUUACAUUUUUAAACACUGGUUCUAUUGUUGGACGAGAUGACAUGUAAAUGUCACUUUCUUCCCCCUUACAACUUUACACAUCUGUGACCACUUUUAAUAAUACCAGUUUGUGUGGUCACUACACCGAUCAAACAAGUACUGUAGCAGUGCAGUGGCAGGACUCUCAAAUACCAUCUGGUGCUGAACAUACGAUGUACUGAAAUACUGGAAUUAUGGCUUUUUAACAUGCAGUUUUUACUGUAAUCUUAAUAUUAACUUUUAUUUAUCAGAAUAGUUCCAGGAAACAAAUGAAUAGACAGCAAAACACUGAAUUUGUUUGGAUGUUCUAAGAAAUGGUGCUAAGAAAAUGGUGUCUUUAACAUUUAAAAAUUUAAUGCCUUUAUAUCAUCCAGAUGCUAUUAUCAGUGUACUCCAAUACCCUUCAAUAUUAGGGGUACCUUUUCACUCAAGUUUUUAUCAUAAUUACCUAUUCCUACACAAGCUGUUUUUAAAAUGUGGACAUUUUAAAGGCCCCUGGAUUUUGUUCCAGUGAAGUCCUUGCAGGACAAUAAACAUACAUAUGUACAUAUAUACACACACACAUAUGUAUAUGUGCACACACAUGUAUAUGUAUAAAUAUUUUAAAUGGUGUCUUAGAAGCACUUUGCCUACCUAAGCUUUGACAACUUGAACAAUGCUAAGGUACUGAGACGUUUUUGAAAAAGUUUACUUUCCUUUUAAAAUGCAAAGUUGAUCUUUUUUAAGGAAAGGAAAGCUUUUAAAAUGUUUUUGCUUUUAUCCAUGCCUCUGCUGAUGAGCAAUGUGUCCAUUUUUCAUACAGCCGGUUACAUCCAAAAGGGGGCUUACUGGGUGUAAGGGAGUACAUUAGUCUAUAAAAUGUGUUUUCUGGUGCUCAUCUCACAUGCUAUACUGUAACAGUUUUAUACAAAAUUGUAUGAGAAGUUCAUUGCUCAAAUAUGUAGUUUUAAGAAUUUUCUGUCAACUGCAGUAAUAAUUAACUGCAUGCCACAGACUCAACCAAGCUGUUCAAUGACGCAAAGCGACUUUAUGGAUCUGUGUGCUCUUCAGCGAGCUGAAUGUCAGUCUGCCUUUCUGUUGAUAAUUGUACAUUGUGAUGUUGUCAUUUCUUAGCUUAAGUGUCCUCUUUACCAGGAAGACCGAGCAGACUGAUGCCUGCAUAAGAUGAAUAAACAGGGUUAGUUCCGUGUGAAUCUGUUAAUUAAAAGGAAAAAAAAAACAGGCAGCUAGUUUGCUGUAGUUGUUUUAAAUCAUUAAUUUGUAUAAAGAAGUCAAAGAGAUGUAUAGUAAGUAAAUUAAUUGUAAACAAAACUUUUUUAACACAAUGCUUUAGUAUUUUAGUACUGUAAAAAAUUAAAUAUAUACAUAUAGAUAUAUAUAUAUAUAUAUAUAUGGAUUUGAAGCAGAAUUUACAUCACGAUGGUGCUACUCAGCCUGCUACAAAUAUAUUAUAAUGUGAGCUAAGAAUUCAUUAAAGGUUUGAGUGAUGUUCCUACUUGUCAUAUACCUCAACACUAGUUUGGCAGUAGGAUAUUGAACUGAGAGUGAAAGCUUAUAGCAUUGUGUACCAUCAUUUUUUUCCAAGACUUACUUUUUUAUUAUUGAAAAGCAUACCUUUUUUUCAAUACUUGAUUUCUUAGCAAGUAUAACUUGAACGUCAACCUUUUUGUUCUAAAAAUCAGGGAUAUUUCUGCUCAUGUUCUCCUUCUGCCAACAUGUCACCUGUGUUUAUGUAAAAUUGUUGUAGGUUAAUAAAUAUAUUCUUUUUCAGGGAUUUAACCUUUUUAUUUUGAAUCCCUCCUAUUUUGCUUGUAAAUGUCCUAAUGUAACUAAAUCUAAUUUUAUAAAUCUGUUGACUCUUUUUAUUAUAAAGGAAAACAUUUUAAAAGUUUGGGGGAAUAUUUUGAUUGUUUCAAGCAGAAAAAAAUUACAUGAAAAUAGAAUGCACUGAGUUGAUAAAGGGACAAUUGUAAGGCAGGAGUUUGGCAAGUGGCUGCUGGCUAGAGUCUUUCAACUCUCUAAAUAAAGAUGCUUUGACCCUGUAAUCAGGGUAGGUACAGAUCCAUAAGGACUUUCCCAAAAAGGCAAAACACAUAGGGGUGUGGUGUGCUAUCAUCAACUGUACAAUUACAUUCUGGUCUAAGUACAUUUUUGCUUACUAAUAUUUCAAAUAAUUUCUCAAUCACAUAAAACCUUUGGGUUUUAUUGGUCAAAUCUUUCUUUAUAACAUGGCUUCUAUCUCUUUAAAAACUUUCUGUAGUUCCUGUCUGUGACCAAUUUACAAUCAUUUCAAAAAUAUUGGCUUUGCAUAUGUUAAACCACAUGAUUUUAGUAUUUUGCAUAUACCAUAUCUCUAACAGCAAAUACUUUGUUACUAUAUGCACAUUUGUUGGUUUUGAAUCAACCAUCCCUAUAUGAAUAUUUUUUUUUUAUGUCAUCCACUGUCACUUGUCAAACUGCUGGCUAACAAGAGCAGGAAGUAUAGUUAGGGGGACUGAGGAGAGGUUACGUAGGGAGAAGAGGAAGUUAAGUGGCAUAUUGUAAAUAUCAGAUCUACAAUUGUAAAUAUAAAACCUGACUCAGAAUGAAUGGAAAGCAGAUCUCCAAUUUGCUUAUAUAGGAAUAUCAGGUUGACUAUGUAGCCAUACUUGAAAAUGCUUCUGAGUGGUGUCAACUUUACUUGAAUGAUUUUUUCAUCUUGAUUGAUGCACAGUGAUGUACAGUUCACUUCUAAAGCUAGUGGCCAACUCGUGUAGGAAACUUUUGCAGUUUGACACUAAGAUAAUGAAUUCUAUGUGCAUUUUUCUAUGCUUUUUUAAAAACUUAGUUUCAUUUCAUUUUCAUGAGAUGUUGGUUUGUCUAUAAAAUCUGAGGAUGGUUAUAAAUACUGUAAGUAUUGUAAUGUUAUGAAUGCAAGUUAUUUCAAAGUGUUUAUUAUUAUAUCAUUCCUGAUAACGCUAUGUGAGUGUUUUUAAUAAAAUUUAUAUUUAUUUAAUGCACUCUAA
This is a messenger RNA of Phyllostomus discolor (pale spear-nosed bat), 9841 nucleotides long. It is a transcript of the gene TET2, whose product is annotated as tet methylcytosine dioxygenase 2. Gene Ontology annotation, biological process: positive regulation of transcription by RNA polymerase II; myeloid cell differentiation; oxidative demethylation. Gene Ontology annotation, cellular component: nucleus. The record is from RefSeq and is a predicted model, not a curated record. The transcript is spliced from 11 exons. Gene Ontology annotation, molecular function: DNA 5-methylcytosine dioxygenase activity. NCBI's taxonomy places the organism in Eukaryota, Metazoa, Chordata, Mammalia, Chiroptera, Phyllostomidae. Bases 400 to 6555 code for a protein of 2051 amino acids.